AUGUCUGAAGGAGGACCCAUUAUUAUAUUAAUUGGAGGUGGACAUGCUGCCGGUAAGAAAACCACUGCCAAUUUAUUGAAAGAAGAACUUCGUUUUUCUCUUCCAGAUGUUGAUCUUAAUAUAGAAAUAAUUGAUCUAGAUGACUAUAAGGAGGAUGAAGCUAAACGAGAAUAUUCCACUUCAAAGUCAGCAGCUAUCACGCUACCAGAUAAUUCUGAUGUUAACUAUCCUCCUUUAAAACCUUCUCGGUUCAAUUUUGACAAAUUAAGGGAAUAUUUGUUAAGUGGUGCUAAGGUUACUCUGAAGUCACAACAAAAGAUUCUUAUUGUUCAUGGGUUAUACGCUUUGUAUGAUAAGCAAGUACGUGAUAUAUCACACAUAAAGGUUUUUCUUACAAGUGAUCCUGAUACAAGGUUAAUUCGUUGGAUUAGAAGAGAUGUUUUGGACCUAAACAAAAAUAAAUCACUAGAAUCGGUCAUCAAUGCUUACCUUCAGGGUGCUAGGGCAGAGAUGAGUGACUUCAUCUUUCCAACUAAGGAAUUUGCCGAUGUUAUUAUGCCAAAAGGAGCAGAAAAAAAUGCUAUUGGGCUAAUAGUUGAUGGCGUAAUGCUGUUAUUGCCAGAAGAAGAUCAACCUCAGAAUAUAUUCUUACCUCGUACCAAUAACCUUAGACCCACAGUCAGUUUUGAUAGUGAAAAAUUUGAUGGUCAGAAAGGAAAGUUCUACGAGAUAAGCUAA
Debaryomyces hansenii CBS767 is the source of this 738-nucleotide messenger RNA. Its product is annotated as putative uridine kinase. The coding region runs from base 1 to 738 and encodes 245 amino acids. Lineage: Eukaryota; Fungi; Ascomycota; Pichiomycetes; Serinales; Debaryomycetaceae. The transcript has a single exon. Gene Ontology annotation, molecular function: ATP binding; kinase activity. Gene Ontology annotation, cellular component: cytoplasm. The record is from RefSeq and is a predicted model, not a curated record.